AUGUCAUCGCACCCAUACAUCGACGAGUUUCUGUUCGAUCGAGAUGUCUUGACGCCCAGCUUACAUACCACUGAUCAAUUCGAAACCGAGUCUCACUCAGACAUGCGACCUGAGGUGUUCGACGAAUACUGGCUUACAGCGUCUUCGGAACCGUGUGACGAGACGGUAGAUCAUGGAGCGAUAUCAGGACACAUCGCAACGACUACCAGUUUGCUUAACGACUGCCUAAUGAAUCUGGAAAACGAUGAGAACUCUGCAUCGUCACAUUUCCGGUCGCAUCAAACUGUCGCCUGGGGAGAAGAUACCCUUGAAGACUCUGCUGUAUGGCUCGGCGAUGCCAUUGCGGACGCCAACAACGGACCGAGACCAAUCAGCAAACCCUUCGGCGGCUUAGAGUCGAAGAGAGAUGCGCCUGACGGAUACGCGCUCAUCCCGAAUGUUCAAUAUGGCCAGGAAAUGGAAGAGAAUUGGAACGUGGAGCCGGCUAUGCCAGAGUACCCGGAUCUGAUUCGCAAGGCCACAUACUCCGGGUCCAGGCACACUACGGUAGGUCGUGAUGUAAGCCACCCGGAGUUCCGGAAGAGCAUAACUCCUACUAUUCACGUUGGCGACAUCCCGUUUCGAGUCGAGAUCAAGAGAGUGUACAUCUGCACCCAUACCGGCUGCGACAAGAAGUACUCACGCAUGCCCGACCUCCGACGCCACUACCGAGGAUCCCAUCUGGACGACCGUCGAUUCCUAUGCCGCGCCCUGGGCUGCGAACGGGCGAUUCAUGGUUUUCCGCGAAGGGACAAGAGGGAUGUGCAUGAGAAGAAGAUGCACAUCGAUAUUGGGAACGGUGUCUUGUUGUGA
This is a messenger RNA of Alternaria triticimaculans, 852 nucleotides long. RefSeq lists its product as uncharacterized. The record is from RefSeq and is a predicted model, not a curated record. NCBI's taxonomy places the organism in Eukaryota, Fungi, Ascomycota, Dothideomycetes, Pleosporales, Pleosporaceae. The transcript has 2 exons. The coding region runs from base 1 to 852 and encodes 283 amino acids.